AAAAAGUGAUUUUAUAAUACGGACGAAAAGUUAUAAUAAAAGUGAUUUUAUAAUAAUUUAUGAAGUAAUUUAAAAUUAUGAUAGAUUAAAAAAUAUUAUAAACGAAAAAAUAAUGAAAGACUUAUGAGAUCAUUAUAAUUUUUUUUUUGUUUUGAAUUAUAAUGACAAUAAAUUUCACUAUUUUCUGAUAAAUAAUAUUAUAUUUUUAAUAUUUAUUUUAAUUCAAAUGUUUUGUUUUAUAAUAUUCUUAAUUAAACUAACUUAUUUAAGGUUUUUUUUUGCGAAUAUGAUUCAAAAUUUGAAGUCAUUCCUAAAGUAAUUCAUGCUUUUUUUUGUGAUGUAAUUGUAUAUUCCCUUUAUAUGUAUGUUUUGUAAAAUUUUGUUAAGAGAAGUAUAUAAUAAUGUUUAUGGGUUUUGAGAAUUUUAGAGUGUCGAAGGAUUAUUUAUGUUAAGAUUAGUUAUAUUUGAGUUAAAAUGUUUUAAUGAGGGGGUUCAUUGAAUGAUUUAAUGUGAUAGUCAAUGAGGAUACAUGAAUCCAACCGACUUCCAUAACGGUUCCAAAAUUCAACCAAGGGUAGAAGAAGUGGAAUCGAACAGCCAAAUACGAUGCCUUCCAACUGACCUUGAUCGGAAUUCAGCGUGGCCGGUGCAGCAAAUCUUCAUUGGCUAUAGGUUUUAACCAGAGUUGUUAAAACGCAGCAGAUUUGUCUUUCGUUUGUCGACAUUAUUUUUGGAGAAGAAGCCGUCUCAUGUGGGACCUUCUCAUGUGUUACCUUACCGCCCAAAAACCCAAUUAUGUUAAGUCCAAAACACUGGUCUGAAAUAUUUAUUAACAAAAAGAGAAAAAUCCAUUAAUAAUUGUGAUUAAAUGAAACAGUGAGUAUCAUCCAACCCGGACACGUGUCGACCUGUCAGGAACUAACUUUAUGAAGUGGUAAAGCAGGAGUGAUGCGAACAUAUUUAUAUAUAUAUAUAUAUAUAUAUAAUUACUAUAUUUUAAAAAAAAAAUAGAGUAAAUAUUGGAAAUAGUCUUAUCUCUAGACUCAGAGCCUCUCUGCAAAUCCAGAAAACAUUAUAUAUAUAUAUAUGAUUUUUAGUGAUUUUUUUGGUUAUAAUAGAUGAUUAAGAUGCAUUCAGUAAAUUGUUUUCUUUUUGGUUAUAUCAUCUAUGUAGCAGAUUUUUACCAAAACAAUAUCUAUGCAGCAGAUGAACUUAUAUGUACGUAGCUUUUACACUUUUCUGACACCUUUAUCAUGGCUAGAAUUUACAGGAAAAAAAAAGAUGAUGAAACUAAUGCACUCGUAAGACUAAACUAAUGAGAUGCUUUGAGUUAUCUUAAAUCUUAACUAUGCUUUCGUCGGCGCUUUAGAAUUGUCAAAACACAAUUUUGUGAUCUAAACACUGACACGUGCCUACUAGCUGCAUUGUUUCUAAAGAGUGACCUUAUUUUUUUUUGUAAACUGAAGAGUGACCUUAUUUUCAAUAGUAAAUAUCUUUUCUUUUGUUUUUCUGGUAUUUUGUAAAAAGUAACUGUGGCUGCAAUAUCCUAGGCUCCUAGCUGAGUAAAGUUAGAGCAAAGCUAGUUUAUUAAAAAAGGCAACUAUAAAAUUAGUUUUGCCAAAUAAAUUGAACACAACCGAAGAAAUCUCUCAUGUUGAAUCUAAACUAUACUAAAAGCCAGAUAUAAAGCCCUCUGAGGGGGUCCACGUCGGAUUGAAAAAUUCACCAGUAAUAAUACAGCAUUCAACCACGUCAGCUCAGUCCCUCCUGCGCAUCACUCACAUAUGUUUUUGGGCUUCGUUAAGUUGGGUUGGUCUUCAAGAUGUAUCCAUGCCCUUUCUUAUUAUACGUUGAUGAAGUGUUGCGUUUCAAUUAGGGUUAACUGUUCUUCUUCUUCCCUUCUCCAGAACUGAUAUUUCUUAGGUGUUCUCGAUCGCUCUUUCAUCUUCUUCGUUAGAUGCCAAAACGAAACCAGUAACCGGAAAUAAUAUUAAAACCCUCCGUUAAUCUCUUGCACACUAUCUCUAUUUAAUGCAAUUUCUGUUUCUGUAAGGCGGUGGAGGUUCAUCUAUAAAAAGACGGGACACUCUUCCUCUUCUGUUGAAGACGGAUUGCUUCGUUUCUGGGAGUCCAGGAUUUUCCACCGUGGUAGAGAACUUAUGGGAGUGGAUAUGCUCUUACUAAAUUCUCAGGUUACCUGGAAGAAGCGGAAGCUCUACAGCAAAGAUUUUAGGGAAAGAUAUGGAGACAAGGCGAAAAGGGCUUUUGAGUGGAGAAGGAACACCUGAGUCCGUGAGUGGCAGGCAGGACAGAGUCUACAGUGUUCUUAAAAGAGGAAGAAGAUGAUAGUCUUUUGAUUUUUGGAUGGUUUUUCAUGAGAAAAUCGAUGACAUAUGUUUCACUUGAGGUUGAAUUGCGGAAAAGCUUUCCAAAGAAGAGAUUCUUAGUGUAACGUAUAACAAACUCAAAAAAGCAUUAUUCAAAGAUUCGACAUCAAUCUUGACAACUUGGACAUCAGUAGCCAGUCACAAUGCUUGCUUGGAGCCCUUAGCUAUUGCAGGUCUGAUUCCUUACAUCAAAAGUUCUGAUUUUUUUUCUUACUCCCUGUCUAAUGAUCAAGAAGUUUUUAAUACAAUUUGAUUUUAUAUAUCAAUGAAUUAUACUUACAACAUCUUUCUCAUAGGUGUUUUGAUGAUUUAAGCAUUUAGUUGGUUACUUUUUGGUUUACACUUGGUCAAUAUCAUCUUCCUCUGUGUUCAUAAGCUUAAUCUAUGACCUUUGUGAUUUAUUUUUUUCAAUUGUUCAUAUUAUAAAGGUAAAUUGAAUUUGGAGUUUGCCGUUUGAAUGGUAAGGGUCUGCAUUAAGCUUGGUUUUUAGGACCAAUCAGACACUGUCACACCUCUGUGCAAGGUCUUCAUCAAGAUAUCAGCAAGAGAUGAAUCACAAAGAAGGACACGAAAUCUGAAGUUUGGCAGUAUAAUCUACAAUGCUGCAAAGAUUAUUUUUGAUAUCAUUAUCUUUCUUCUCUUAACAUGUUAGCCGUAUAAUUGUGUGCGUAAAGUAAUGCAUGAUGACAAGUCAAAACUUUUACUUGGCAUAAUGAGUUUUUUUUCGUUGUCGCUUUAUACUUUUUUGUAAAGUUAUGACGUCAGUUCCACCAGGCAACAAAACAUGUUAAUAGGAAGGAGAUGUUCAGUAGACUUCAAGCAUCACCAAUGAAAUCGACGUGCCAUUAACCAGUACUACAAAGCUCUUUGUAUUAUGCUCUAGAGAUUAAAUGUUUUUUGGUCAACGGAACGGCUUAUAAAUUAACCGUAUUACAAAGCUCUUUGUCUUAUGCUCCCGAUAAAAAAACAAACGGCUUAUAAGAUUAGGAAAACCACCAAUCAGUCUCCGCACACAUAAAAUUAGGCAUAAGUUUAUUUAUCUAGAAUUGAAGAACCAAACCAUACGGACUAAAAAUAUUGAAACCAAAACCGAAUCAAAUGUGUUUGUUGCAGACACAUCAACACAUCAAGGAAAGGUCCAAAUACAAAAAUUACAAUUAUUUUUGAAAUUUUUCAAUCACUAUUUAACUUUGAAUCCAAUCAAAAUUUUUAUCUUUUUUUUGUUAACAAUUAAUAAUGUAGUUAAAGUACAUAAUUUAAUCUCAAAUACAUAAAUUUUACAAAAUAAAUAGAAAAUUCAUAAAGCAAGAAUGUUAAAAUAACCACCAAACUUAUGUUCAGAUCAUAAAAAAUGGUAAAAACCCACAACCAAUGGUUACUCCAUAAUCAAAUUAAAGAUUCACAAAGAUUAGUUUAAUAACAAGACAUAAAAAAAAAAAAAAAAUUCUGAAAAUGCAUAAGAUAACUUGAGCUUAGCCAAAAGUUUAGUCAAUUGGUGGUUUGUAGUUUCUUACAGGCUUCCUCCUGCUCCAAGUUUCCUUUAAACACUCCCAAUAUAUCUGAAUGUCUUUUUCGUUGUUAAAUAAGUUUGAAAUUCCAACAAAAAUUUAGCAAACAAAUCAUACAUUUAGUAAAUAAUUCAUAAUAUAAUUCUAAAAUAAAUAAUUUCAGUAAUAAAUAGAGUAAUUGAUAAGAAUGAAAAGAAAUCAAAUAAAAAUGUAAGUACACUCCUACAUAAAAAUAAAAAGGUUUAUGUUUUUAAUAUUAAUAGCGUAUAUAAGAAAAAAAAACAUACAAUUAUGUUUUACAAAUUAUAUAUCAACUAUUCGAAACUAAAAUGUUAAACUAAAAACAAUAUAUUAAAACUUCUGUCCGACUAUCCUAAAAACCAUUAUAAAAAAAGAGAACUCUCUCAUUCUAAAGCUGGCAAGUCAAUAAUUAGACUUCUCAGUGCGCGACCAUCCCUAUCCCACAAACACAAAACUCAUCGUUUCAUUUAAUUUAAAAUUCUAAUUGUUGCCGGUUUUACUAUGUGUUUGGGUCUUAGGAUGAAGAGACCACCCGACCGGCCCGAUAGAGUCGACCCCAAUCUUCUCUUUACGCCGUAGGGUUCAUCUCCUAUUUUUGCUCGAUUGCGACAUCUGAUCUUCAUCACCGAAACACUUCCAGUUAAUUAAAUCAACCAGAUGUAGUCUUGAAUGCGAGGCGGUGUAAGUAUAUAAGGUUAGCCUUCCUCCUCUGAAAACCAUCUUUUGAAUCAAUCACGCAGUAAGUUUACUUUCUGACAAAUGACUAACUCAUUCAUCUUCCUUUCUGUUUGAAGACUCGGUGCUGCUCCUCCACUGAUUGAGAUGCCGAAGUUGAUGACAAAGAGUGGACCUUCGAUUGAGGUUUGUAGAAUUUCUCAAAUAAUUGCAAAAAAUCACUUUCAGGAAUCGAUCAUACUAUUCUGUCUCCUUCAUGGUAUCUUCGCAUGUUCAUCAUAAGUUUCUUCUAUGAACUUCUCAUAUUUCUUAAGGUCGGUUGUGGAUUAUUUAAGAAGAUUUUAUUUUCUUGGUUUCAAAUUUUCUUGGCACAUACAAAAAAUAACAAGUGUCAAGUUCAAUGCAUGAGUUUAAAGAACAACUUUUAAUAACAAAUAAAAAGAUUAUCAUCAAGAAAACAAAACUAAGAAGAACUUUCCAUCAUCUUCCAACUUAUCUAUAUAUUCAUAAGUCAGUCUUGCUAAUUUGCCAAACUAAUAAAACAAAUCUAUUACAAAAAUGUGAGUAGAUAAAACUAAUAAAAUUAUAUACAACACUGAAAUAACAUAAAUCAGAUAAUCUCCAUCCUUUUAUACCAUAUUCUAUAUUCUUAAUAGUUUAUAAACAUGUUUAUUCUAUAAAAUUUGAUAUUCACACAAAAAUCAAUAGUUAAAUGUCUACAAGCAAUUUUCCGCGCGUAGCGCGGACAAACGAUCUAGUAAAGUUAACGAUGGUUGAUUGUGAUAAGUGAUAACACUAAUUAAUUUUCUUCAAUAGUAUAGUUUAGCAGACUUUAUUUGACCCGCGACUUUUGUAAUUAAACUAAGUAUUGUCUUCUUGGUCCCAUUUCAUGAUAUGCUUAUUCAAGAGAAGGACGAGCCAUGUUAUGAUUCGAUUUAAAUAACGAUACGUCUAUAUACUUUCCAGAUGGAUAUGAUAUUUUAUAAAACACUGUCACAUAUAUACGACUGUUUGUUGAUUUUUUUUCUUACAGCAGGAAGCAAAAUUCAAUUCGAAGUUUUAUUGGAAAAGUAAAUUCUAAUAUUUUAACGUCGGCUCUCAAGACCGGUCAAAACAAAUGGUGUAUAUAAACUCUAUCCACGUAGCUAUACAUUUACAUAUAUCAUUUGUUAAACAAAUUACCUUAUAUUCAAUCCCAAAACGUAAGUUUUCUUAUCUUUCAAAUUGUAAGAUCUACCACAAUGUCUUCUCAUGAUCUUGUUCACUUCGUUGUAAUACCCUUUAUGGCUCAAGGCCAUAUGAUCCCACUGGUCGACAUCUCUAAGCUCUUGUCCCAGCGUCAAGGUGUGACUGUCACCAUCAUCACAACUACUCAAAACGUAGCCAGGAUUAAGUCCUCACUCUCUUCUUCCUCUAUCUUUUCGACUAUCAACAUCGUUGAAAUUAAAUUUCCCUUUCAACUAGCUGGUCUACCUGAAGGGUGCGAGAGUGUAGACAUGCUAGACUCAGCAGGCGAUUUGGUUAAGUUCUUUCACGCGGCAAACACGCUCGAGGAACAAGUCGAAAAGGCUAUGGAGAAGCUGGUUCAGCCACGACCGAGCUGCAUCAUUGGAGAUAUGAGCCUUCCUUUCACGUCAAGCCUUGCCAAGAAACUCAAGAUUCCCAAACUUCUCUUCCAUGGAUUUUCUUGUUUCAGCCUUGCAUGCAUACACGUGGUUCGAGAAAGUGGGAUAUUGAAAGCUGUAGAAUCUGAGGACGAGUAUUUUGAUUUGCAUGGGUUGCCUGAUAGACUUGAGUUCACUAAACCUCAGAUCUCAGUCCUUCAGCCUGUUGAAGGAAUUAUGAAAGAGGGUACUGACAAGAUUAUUGAAAGUGAUAUUGACUCUUAUGGUGUUAUUGUGAACAGCUUCGAAGAGUUAGAAGUUGAUUAUGUAAGAGAAUAUAAGAAAGCAAGAGGAGGAAAAGUAUGGUGUGUAGGACCUGUUGCCUUGUGCAAUAACUUAGAGUUUGACAAAGUUAAGAGAGGAGACAAGGCUUCCAUUGGUCAAGACCAAUGCCUUCAUUGGCUUGACUCGCAAGAAAAGGGUUCAGUGCUCUACGUUUGCCUUGGUAGUCUAUGCAAUCUCCCCUUGGCUCAGCUCAAGGAGCUAGGUCUAGGCCUUGAGGAAUCUAAUAAGCCUUUCAUUUGGGUUAUAAGAGAAUGGAGAAAAUAUGGAGGGCUAGGGGAAUGGAUGGAAGAUAGUGGAUUUGAAGAGAGGAUCAAAGAUAGAGGACUUGUGAUCAAUGGUUGGGCACCACAAGUGUUCAUCCUGUCACAUGCAUCAAUUGGAGGAUUCUUGACUCAUUGUGGAUGGAACUCGACCCUAGAAGGAAUUAGUGCAGGAGUUCCACUACUGACAUGGCCUUUGUUUGCUGAACAAUUCUACAAUGAGAUGUUAGUUGUGAAGAUACUAAAAGCAGGAUUAAAGAUAGGAGUAGAGAUAUCCAUGCAAUAUGGGAAAGAAGAAGAGAUUGGAGUGACGGUGAGUAGAGAAAGUGUGAGAAAGGCUGUGGAUGAGCUGAUGGGUGAUAGUGAAGAAGCACAAGAAAGAAGAAGAAGAGUCAAAGAACUUAGUGGCUUGGCAAAUAAGGCUUUAUUGGAAGAAGGAGGAUCUUCACAUUCUAAUAUCACAAUGCUCAUUCAAGACAUCAAAGAGAAAUCACAAUCUCAAAUAUAACUAAUGGAGAGUUCAGUUAUUGUUGUUAAGAAUGUUGUUUCUAAAUAUAUUUUUAAAGCUUCACGUUAAAAAAAAAAAUAAGUUUUUGUCAAAAAAAGUUAAUUAGGCUUAGCCUUUUGUAAAAAUUAUUUCAAAAAAUCCAAAAAAAAAAAAUCAAAUUUUCAUACUCUAAUAUUAUUAUGCCCCAUUAUUGUUGAAGAAGUCCAAUUUUCUUGUUCUUUCUAACCCAAAAUCAGUUGGAAUAGAUAUAGCUGCAGGUUCAAUCUACUAAUAAUAGCAAUCCCAAUUAAUUCCAAAGGUUGUGUGCUUUUAUAGGAAAUUUGGAAUCUCAAUUUUUGUUAAAGGUUGUGUUUGUUCAUUAAGGUGUUUUUUGAUUAAAGGUUGUAUCUCUUCAAUAGUUUCUAAUCUCAAUUUUUUUUUCACAUUUAUUGGAAUGUUUUCAUUUUUUUUUAUUUAAAUGUAUACAACUUUACUAGUAAUCUUAAAUAAUUCCAACAUAUAUGUCUUUUCAUUAUAAUUUACUUAUGACUGUUUAUUAAUAACCAUUAAUGGUAGGUACUUUUUCGUUUAUAACUGUUUUCACUUUUUAAAAUUGUAUCUUUCUAAUUUAUGUCUUUUCAAUUAUAUUUAAGGGUGUCUUUUCUAAAAGUUCUAUUUUGUAAUGUUGUGUCUUUUCCAAUUAAUUCCUAAGGUUGUGAACUUUAGUUAUGUUGAAAGGUUGUGUCUUUUGAAAAAUAUGUGUAGAGAGUUGUGUCUUUUCUAAAAGUUCUAUGCUGUAAGGUUGUGUCCUUCUAAAAAUUGUCUAAAAGUUGUGACUAUUUAUAAGUAUCUUUUAAAAAGUGAGAAGUUGUGAGUAUUAGAAAAAUGCGACUAUUCAGAUUGAAGGAUUGUGACUAUUCAAAUAGGUUUUAAAAAAUCUAUAAAUAGUCUCUUCCAUGCAUUUUUCAAAUUAAAUUUUCACUAAUCUACUUGUUUUUCAAAAAUAGUAUUAUAUGUAUUGUGUGUUUAACGUCUGCUAUGGAUUGUGUGUUUCAUAACAGUAAAUUAUUUUUUCCGUUUAAUACUACUUUUGACUUGGAAAUUUUUUAUAUUUUCCACUUAUUUAUUUUCAACCUAAAUGUUUUUAAAAAAUUGUUUAAAAAAUCAUUAGAACGAUUUAAAUGAAUUAUUUGCAAUCAUUUAAAUAAAUUAUUAUUAUAAUAGUUUGGAUGAAUAUUUGUAACUGUUUAAAUGAACCAAUGCAAUUUUUGAUUGUUAACCAUUGCAAUCUUUGGUGGUUAACCAUUGCAAUUUUUGGUCUCUAUAUAUAUAAUAGUUGUGAACAAUGAAAAAGAUGCAACAAAAUAUUGAAAAAAAAAAGAAAGAGAUCGAUUUUUUUUAAAUAAACACUAUUUCAAGGCCAGAAGAUAACAAUCCCAUAGGGAGAGACAAACAAUGUCACAAUAAUGAAACAAAACCCAAAAAAGAAAGAAAUAGACUCGGUGUUUGUGGGAAUAAGAAAAAGUAACUGUUUCCUUUCAAUAAAAAAAGGAAUCUCCAACAGAGAUUGCAUAUACAAUUGUAUUGAAAGGAUGUGAUAUGAUAACUCUUAAAUUCAUAUUUGCAACCGAGUCUGCGUGAAAUUGUGAAUUCAACAACUGGUUAAAGAGAGAAAGCAUUGAUUUUGAAAAACGUGUUCGAUGCAAUAAUGAUACGAGGAGAAAAGGAGUGAAUUGUAUGAUGGAAUUGAUCAAACACCAAUCACAGUUAUUGAAGUAAAUUAAAAUUAGUGAAAAUUAAGGGGCAAGGGAGCCACGGUAAACGCCAGCAGUAUCCCCAAAGUCAGAGCAAAUGAGAGGUGCUCCCUGUUCUUCUUUGGAUCGUCGUGAAAGAGAGAAACAGUUACAAGAUUACACACGAGUUUUACUACUUACAAAUGAAAUUUUGUUUGUAUCUUUAGAAAAUGCAUGUGUUUCAAAGAUAUUAGAAGCACAUGAAAAAUGGCAAGAUGCAAUGAAAAAGCAUCACUUUAGUGAUACACCGUAUUAAUCGAAAACUAGAUUCUGACCCACCCUUAAAACAAUGAGUAUAUUUUUUGUUUUACAUUUUUUUUUAAAUUUAAUUUUUAAAUUUAUGACUUUUAGUUAUAUUUGUGCUUUUCUUUGUAUAUUUAUAACAUGUGUACUUUUGGAAAGCAUUUGGUACAACAUAUAUUUUAUAAAAUAUAUGAUAUAUCUAUUUUUCUAAAAAUGAGUUUUCGUGCGAUAUCGCAUGAGUUCUUUACCUAGUUACAUCAAGAAAAAUAAGCGAAAAUGGUUGUUAGAUCUCUAUAUUUCUGUGAAUUUGAGAUUAAACUGCCGUUAACAGAAUGACACGACAUAAAUCAUUCAUAUCUGCCUGAAGAAUUCAAUUAAUAGCACAUUGAAAUCAAGCUAAUUUGUAUCAACCACUAAAAUAACACAUCUUUGGUAUAUAAAUAACUUACACUAACAAUUGUGAGAUAUUUGGAUCGAUGCCCAAUUAAUCUCUUAAGGAAGACAAUAUUGAUGACUAAUUCGCUUCUGAGUUCUUUAGGGAGAUUUGAAACAUGGUCCAUCUUGGUCUCACCAAAUGAUAUCAAUUUUGUUUAUAUCAGCAAUCGAACCUAGCUCCAACGGUUUUAUGAUGUGCUUCUAAUUAAUCCUUACCUUUCUAAUUAAUCCUACCUAUGUUUUGGUUUUUCUUCGUUUAAUAUUAGUAUAUUUACAAAUAACGAAAAAUCAAAUUUGACAUGGUAAACUGAGUAGUAAUCCCUUAUGUUUCAAACGCAUUUUUUUAUAUUUAAAAGUGCGACAGCUGUAGUUUUCGGAAAUAUUGCAUAGAAGUUUCUUAAAAUAUCUGAAACUUCGUAUUCAUGUCUUUGAUUUAAUUUCAGUUUUGCAUGUAUCAUAUGGUUUAAUCAGUUUUAUUACUAGUUUAGUUUCGUCUAUAUAUAUAUAUAUUUGUUUAUAUAAUUAGUAUAUAUUUUUAAGGUUAUUUAUAUAUUUGAAUGUGUAUGCAACUUUUUCAAAUACAAUAAUUUUCAUUUUUUUGCUGUAAAUUAAUUAUUUCAAAUCAUCACAUAUAUAUAUUGCUUUUUAUUAUAUAUUUGACAUAUUGAUUUUGUGUUUGAUUAUAAAACCAAAUACUUUAUGCACGAAAAGAAAACAUAUUUAAAAAUUAAUUUGUA
Messenger RNA from Brassica napus (rape), 10495 nucleotides. RefSeq names its product UDP-glycosyltransferase 73C7-like. The record is from RefSeq and is a predicted model, not a curated record. The coding region runs from base 5833 to 7308 and encodes 491 amino acids. Gene Ontology annotation, molecular function: UDP-glycosyltransferase activity. The transcript has 3 exons. NCBI's taxonomy places the organism in Eukaryota, Viridiplantae, Streptophyta, Magnoliopsida, Brassicales, Brassicaceae.